Molecule: messenger RNA, 1305 nt
Organism: Fusarium fujikuroi IMI 58289
Lineage: Eukaryota; Fungi; Ascomycota; Sordariomycetes; Hypocreales; Nectriaceae
Product: probable demethylmenaquinone methyltransferase
Exons: 1
Coding region: 1-1305 (434 amino acids)
Source: RefSeq, a predicted model, not a curated record
AUGGGUGAACGCAGCAUUCUGGAAAGGCUUUCAGCACUCGACACCAACACAGUGUCGGAUGCCUUGGACCUCCUCAAACUGAAUGGAGCUCUCUACGGCUUGCGACCACUGUGGGAGUGCCCCAAGGUUGUUGGACUCGUUAGCACAGUGGAAUUUGCCGUCAAGCCGGGUACUUCUGCUUCACUCCAUCCUUCCAAGUCAGCCACGAACGGAACGUCAGACCCCCGCGUUCUCGUCAUCUCGGGAGGUAUCAACGGCAUCUCGUGCUACGACAAUGUCAUUGAAAAUGGACUGAAAUCGGACCACUUCAGAGGUGUCAUCAUUGACGGCAUGCUCCGAGACCACCGCGACUUACGAGAGGCCGAGUAUCCAGUCUAUGGUCGUGGAAUGGUCAGUGGACACUGCCAAUUAGCGCAAGUCAGCUCUGGAACUCCAAUUCAAUUACGGGGCCUUACGGUCGAUCAGAACGACUAUGUCAUUGCCGAUAGCUCCGGGACUGUUUUCAUAUCCACCAAAAACAUUAACAAGGUCAUCGAGACUGCCGAGAGUAUUUACUAUCGCCAGAGCCUGACGGUUCAAUCUAUCCAAGACGGCCUCCCUGUCCCUGAGAUUGAUGCCGUAAACGACAUCAAGCAAGCAAGCGUCGAAGACAAAGAAUUGGUUGGACUGUUCGCCACCACAGACACGCCUGCCGUCUCGGACGCCCUUGACAAGCUGGGUUUGCCAGGUCAAGCGUUGAACAUUAUGCCCUUGUCCAAUUACGAAAAGGUCACUGUUGGGCCGGCCUUUACUGUACGUUAUGUGCCAGCGACAAGUACUGGCCCGCCAAAAGGAGUUGGCGAUUGGAUUGACGACGUAUCUCAAGGCGAUGUCAUCCUUAUUGAUAACGGGGGCCGCACAGACUGUACUGUUUGGGGCGACAUCAUGACCCAAUAUGCUGGUAUUCGAGGCAUUUCUGGUACUGUCAUUGACGGCGUAUGCCGCGACGUGAACCGUGCCAUUGCUGACAAUUACCCCAUGUUUACGGCUGGGCGCUGGAUGAGGACAGCCAAGGACAGGAUGGAAGUGGCGAGUGUUAACGAGCCAGUCGGGAUCGGCAGGGUGCACGUUAAUCCUCGAGAUAUCGUUGUUGCAGAUGCCAAUGGUGUGGUAAUUGUUCCACGGGAACGAGCUCGUGAGGUAGCUGAGGUCGCACACUGGAUUGACAAAAGUGAGGAACGUAUUAGAGAAAUGAUUGCUGGCGGAGCUACACUUGGCAAGGCGCGAGCAGAGCUUGGCUAUCAUAAACUGCAGCGAAAGGGUUGA